CUCCUGCCCUGACACGCCGAUUAGCGAACUGGCCGUUCUCGCUUCGCGAGAGGGCGUCGCGGCCGUCAUCUUUGCGGGUCCAGGUCAAGCAAUUUUGGCUCAAGCCAUUUUGGCUCAAGCAAUGUAUGCUCGAGUUCCGAUCCUCUCACAGCUUAUAAUUUGAUCUCAGCGCACAUAAGUGGUUUCGGCUUUCCUCGUCAAGCGCAUCCAGGAUGUCUUGCGUCCACCCUCACCAAGACGAGGAGUGCCUCGUCGGCCCCCACGAGGCGCGGCGCGCCCCGGCGCGGAGCCGGGGCGAGGCGCCGCGCCGCUCCGCGGCGAGGGGCUGGCUGCAGAAGGCCUCGCUGGGCGUCGUGGCCUGCUCGGGGGCGCUGGCGUGUGCUGCCUGGGGGCUGAGAGUUGCGGAGAAGGCUCGCAGCGACAUCGAGUCUCGGGUUGGACUGGAGAAGCCCCCCAUGGUCGAGACAAGUGGCAGCCACGUCUAUGACUGGACCGUGUACGAUGACACGGGUUGCUCUAACUGGAACGCCAUCAAGAUCGGCCCGAAGAGUGUCUUUCCCACCUACUCUGCUUGCGCGACGUCUUGCAGGUACAGCCCUGGCUGCACCGGCUUCAACUUCGAGGACGCGAACCCCCCAGUGUGCAGCGGCGGCUCAAGUUCGUCUGGCGUCGGGGCGUGCUACCGCUGGGGGCCCUCCACCUGUUCCAAAGAGAAGAACGACUGCUGGGACAACUUCUUCCUGGACAACGCCGAGCCAACGGUGUGGUCGGCUCCAGACAAGGGGCAGGGGUGCAGCAACUGGAGGGACAUCCUCCUGACAAGGCUCUCGGGCAUCAGCAAUGCGGACGACUGUGGUCUCCAGUGCCUUGCGCACAGGGAGGCGGGCUGCGUGGAGUUCGGCUACCAGGCCGACGACGGCUGCUCCGGAAGUGGCCCUGGCGCAAGGUCGUGCUACCUGUACAAGGGCGCGUGCUCCGCGCAGGGCAACGCUUGCUGGGACCACUACACCCUGGAGAGCUACACGGAGCCGUCGGGCCCGUUCGAGCGGAACGGCGCAGGUCGUGGCUGCAGCAACUUUGCCCAGAUCAACAUGGGCGCGGCUUCCUUCCAGGCAUCUGCUGGCGCCUGUGGGAAGGUCUGCCAAGACGUUGAUGGCUGCGUGGGCUUCGGCUACCAGAGCGGCCUGCCAUCUCAGUGCUCCGGUGGCAGCGCGUUCACCGGCGCGUGCUACCUCUGGAGGGGCGAAUGCAAUCAAGAGCCCAACUCGUGCUGGAACAACUACAAGAUCUCUCCGGCCACUCCUGCGCCCCCGACCCCUCCUGCGCCCUCGCCACCGGGAGUCGCCGAGUACUGCCCGAAGGCCGCCGAGCUCCGGGUCGACUUCGACGCCCAGACGGGCGCGGGGACCCCAGACAGCCCCAGCGGAUCCGUCGAGCUGAGAGACCAGGGCUGGACAACCACAGGGCUUGCGCGGGUCAGCUCCAGAGGCGUAUGGAACCUGUUGGAUGGCUGGAUCGCGUUCGAUAUGGAUUUGUCCCAGACGAUUGUCGGCCUCCAGACUGGCAGCAUGCAGGGUCCCAACCCGAAUCUCUAUAUCGUCUUCCCGCAGACUGGCUCUGGGGACUACGACGGAAGGCCGCGGACAAUUGCUAGUGCUGCUACUCAGUACUGCGACGGCCAAGGAGAGUUCUCGUCGCAGCCGCAGACGCCUGCAAACCUAAUCCCCAACUCAUUCUGCCCGGAGAUGGACAUCAUCGAGACCAACAGCAAGCUGGCCUUCGCGACUACGUGGCACUCCACGUUCACCUUCUCCCCAGAGAAUCCGGGAGACUAUCCUGGCCCGGAUCCGUGCAACCAGUUCGGCUGCAACAACAACCACUUCUUCACCCCGGCGCCGGACCCUCCGAGCAGCUGCCAGCAGCUCCCCGCAACGACCCCGCCAACUCCCGUUACGACGUCUGGCAUCGACAGCGCGCAACCAUUCACCAUCAACGCCAGUUUUGCCGCGGACGGGAGUAUGACGGUCGAGUUUUUGCAGGUGAAGGGCAACGCCGCGAGCAAAGUGUUGAUCGGGCGGCAGGAAGUCUCUGGUGGCGGGAAUCCGGUCACCCAGGCCACCCUGGACGCCCUCGUGGGAAACAUGACCACGUUCGGCUCGGCCAUCGAGUCUUCCCAGUUCAACGGUUUUGUCCCGCUGAGCUCGGAGUUCUUCACCAACGUCCGGUGCAACGACGGCACCAACAGCCUCAGCCAGUCCAUCUACAGCGUCAGCAACCUGAGGGUCAAGGGCGUGCUCGUGAGAGGAUCGGCCUCCGAGUGCGCCCCCUCCGACCCCCCCCAGCGCUGAUGCGCUGCCCUCGGGUCCGAUCGGGCCUCGCCUUUUGAGCUGCAAAUUGCAACUCACGUUUUUUGGGGGCUUGCAGUUUGAUCAUGAAUUUGCAUCGUGUUUUUUAUGCUCGGUCGAAGCAAGGAUCACUAUGUUGGAGCGUAUUCCUGAUGGACGCGAGG
Messenger RNA from Prorocentrum cordatum, 2509 nucleotides. The record is from the annotation of a GenBank genome assembly. Lineage: Eukaryota; Dinophyceae; Prorocentrales; Prorocentraceae.